GCUUCCCGGAAGUGGAGGGCUUCGCUUCCGGCUCCUAGCUGCCGUCCCAAGAUGGCGCCGCUGGACCUGGAUAAGUACGUGGAGAUCGCACGGCUCUGCAAGUACCUGCCCGAGAAUGACCUCAAGGUGGGCGCGGGCGGGGUGGGGCAGGGUCGGACUGGGGCGGCGGACGGUGCCGGUAGCGGUACUCUCCCGGUGCUGCUGGCGGCGGCGGUGCUACCCACUGUGCUCCCGCAGCGCCUGUGCGACUACGUGUGCGACCUACUGCUGGAGGAGUCCAACGUGCAGCCCGUCUCCACGCCCGUCACCGUCUGCGGGGACAUCCACGGGCAGUUCUACGACCUGUGCGAGCUGUUCCGGACCGGCGGGCAGGUGCCUGACACCAACUACAUCUUCAUGGGUGACUUUGUAGAUAGAGGUUACUAUAGUCUUGAGACUUUCACUUAUCUUCUCGCACUAAAAGCUAAAUGGCCCGAUCGUAUCACGCUGUUACGAGGCAAUCACGAAAGCAGGCAGAUAACGCAAGUGUAUGGAUUUUAUGAUGAGUGCCAAACCAAAUACGGGAAUGCUAAUGCUUGGAGAUACUGCACCAAAGUCUUUGACAUGCUCACAAUAGCAGCUUUAAUAGAUGAGCAGAUUCUCUGUGUGCACGGAGGGCUGUCUCCAGACAUCAAGACACUCGAUCAGAUUCGAACCAUUGAACGGAAUCAAGAAAUUCCUCAUAAAGGCGCCUUCUGUGACCUGGUUUGGUCUGAUCCAGAAGAUGUGGAUACGUGGGCCAUCAGCCCGCGAGGAGCGGGUUGGCUGUUUGGUGCCAAGGUGACCAAUGAGUUUGUCCACAUCAACAACCUGAAACUCAUCUGCAGAGCACAUCAGCUGGUUCACGAAGGCUAUAAGUUCAUGUUUGAUGAGAAAUUGGUCACGGUGUGGUCUGCUCCCAAUUACUGCUAUCGCUGCGGAAACAUUGCUUCAAUCAUGGUCUUUAAAGAUGUAAAUACAAGAGAACCAAAGCUAUUCCGCGCAGUCCCAGACUCAGAACGAGUGAUCCCUCCCAGGACAACCACCCCCUACUUCCUCUGAGCCGCCCCCGCCUGCUGCCCCCGCCCCUCCUUCUGCCCCUUGACAAUAUACUUUUUAUUGAGCACUUUGCUGCUGAAA
Messenger RNA from Tympanuchus pallidicinctus (lesser prairie-chicken), 1158 nucleotides. RefSeq names its product protein phosphatase 6 catalytic subunit (gene PPP6C). Gene Ontology annotation, molecular function: protein serine/threonine phosphatase activity. Gene Ontology annotation, cellular component: cytoplasm. The record is from RefSeq and is a predicted model, not a curated record. Gene Ontology annotation, biological process: peptidyl-serine dephosphorylation; G1/S transition of mitotic cell cycle. Lineage: Eukaryota; Metazoa; Chordata; Aves; Galliformes; Phasianidae.